ACCACGACACAGCUGUGGACGAGGGAUGGGUACGAAGUUCAAAAGCAGAUCACGUUUUUAGAGGAACUUUCCUACCUGACGUGUUAAGUGAUGUCGUUAGUCAAAGAUAACAUUAUAUGUGGAGUGAUCGUACUUGCUACUCAGGUGACAUAAUGAGUGGCGAGAAAGAAAAGCAUAUUCGAAAGGGCUCAGACCCCCUUAUUCAGACAGCCCGAGGGAAGCUCCAAACCAAACGCUCCAAACUCAAUGACCAAAUCAACCGUGAGCUGCUCAUGCGGAAAGGAGCAGAAAACCUCUUCAGAGCGACAGAGAAUAAGAGACUGAAGGAGCUGGUCUCCCUGGAACUCUCAUUUUUCAACUCCAAUAUACAGCUGUUAAAGGAGGAGCUGUUAGAGCUAAACAGCUCAGUGGAGGUGUAUCAGCAUGACAGCGUUGCAGCCAGCAUCCCCAUGAUUCCCAUGGGGCUGAAGGAAACCAAGGAAGUGGACUUCAAAAUUCCUAUUAAGGAUUUUAUUUUGGAGCAUUACAGUGAAGAUGGAGAAUCGUACGACAGAGAAAUUCAGGAGUUAAUGGACAUCAGACAGGCCGUGCGAACCCCUGUGCGUGAUGAGACUGGUGUGGAUCUCUUGUUCCAGUACUACAAUCAGCUGUAUUUCAUGGAGAAGCGUUUUUUCCCCCCUGACAGACGGAUAGGCAUACACUUCACUUGGUUCGAUUCGCUAACAGGCGUACCCCACACUCAGCGCACGGUGGGCUACGAGAAAGGCAGCAUCCUCUUCAACAUCGCGGCGCUCUACACACAGAUUGCCUGUAAACAGGAUCGAACCACCAUUGGCUGUCUGGAAAAAGCUACCCGUUACUUUGAGAGGGCAGCGGGAGCAUUUCGACACCUUCACAACAACUUCAGUCAUGCUCCGAGUAUGGACAUGAGGCCGCAGACGCUCAGUGCUCUGGUAUAUCUGAUGUUGGCACAGGCACAGGAAUGUACCCUGGAGAUGAGAAUGCUGGGGGGUGUACCCCAGGGGAUCCUUAGUUACCUGAGGGUUGCUCAAGAAGCAGCUAUGGUGAGUAAAAACUUUAUGGGUAUAGAUGUUUUUGAAUCACAAGGUUGGGUCCCUCUGGAAGUGAAACAAAAGAAUCUGAUUUGCCCCAAGCCCCCGGCUACACUGGAGCAGAGGAAACUUCAGGGUAAAGGCCAUCUGCGCGAGGCGAUAUUACUCCACGAGGAAGCCCUGCGGAUCCACAACCUCUGUAAACAGCUGAGGAAGAUUGACACAUUUCAGGGCAUUCUUCGGCACGCUCAUGAUCGGACUCUGGCCAAAUUUGCUGAGCUUGAGGAAGAAGAUGACUUUACUGAACUGGUUGAUGUGCCGCUCAUUUUAGCCCAGGUUGAACACCAGGUGGCCCCAAUUCCACCAGAACUUCCAAAGCAUAAAGUCCCAGAUGUUUUUGAACGAUUGGGUCCAAUUAAAAUCUUCAGUGCAAAGACUCAGUGGUCAGCGCCCCGUACAGUUACCCUACAGAGGCGCCCUGAAGGGUUCGGGUUCAGCGUAAGAGGUGACAUGCCCGUCAUUGUCGCAGAUGUGGAAUCCCAAAGUGUUGCUGAGGAGGAGGGGAUGAAGGUUGGGGAUUUCGUAGUUCAGGUCAGCGGUGUGGAUACAAAGUGGGCGCAUCACGAUGAUGUAGUCAAGCUGGUACGACAAGCUGGUAACAGUCUUACCGUAAAACUGGUAACGCCCAUGGGUCAGAGCUUCCUAGAUCAACGUGUGUCUCCCCCAGCUAGCAUUCCUAGCACCCCCAGUACCCCUACACGCAUGCAAAGCCCCAACGGCAGCAUGGUCAGCAGUAAAAGUGGUAAAAGCGGGAAGAGACUGAGUGCAUCCUGGAUUUUCGCGCGCAAAAACUCCAACAAAGACAACGUCCUUGAAAGGACAGUGCCUUCAAACAGUGAAGUGAUGUUGCGGUAAUAAACUGCCUUCAGCACUGCUGCAAUUUAUCUGUUUAUUCAGAUAUCCUAACAUGUGAUACUAAUAUGUGUGUGCAAAUAAACAGAUAUGAGAUAUGUUAAUACAUGGCAGAGCCCCUCCAGUGUUCAUACACUAGCAGAGCCCCUCCAGUGUUCAUACACUACUAUAACCCCCCCAGUGUUCAUACUCCAGCAAAGCCCCUCCAGUGUUCAUACACUAGCGGAACCCCUCCAGUGUUCAUACACUACCAGAACCCCCCAGUGUUCAUACACUACCAGAGCCCCUCCAGUGUCCAUACACUAGCAGCGCCUCUCCAGUGUCCAUACACUAGCACAGCCUCCCCAGUGUUCAUACUCCAGUAUGAAUGGUGCUGAGCCAAAACCUGAAUGUUACAUACCCAAAUCCCAGUCUUCUAGCUAUUUUUACACCCAUGAUGUUGUGUAUUUUUUGUGAGAUUUAGAAGAUUAUAAUAUUUUGUAUGGAAAGGCAAUGAAUACUAAUAAACGAAAAAGAGUCAAAUCGCUCUCCCAUUCUUAGAGAAAUGUUGUAAAGUCAUGAUUGAGGGUAGAUGAAAAAUGGUUCCAAUGAAAGUGAUUAUGAUGGAAACGGACUAGAAUUAUGAGGUUUAAUGCAAUUUUUGUAUUACAUUUGUGAACAAAUGAUAUAGUUGCAAGAAAUUAUAUGAAACUGCUGCCUUGACAAAUGCCAUUAUAUUUCAAUUUAUCUUAGUAAAAUUGCAGACAUAUGAAGUGUACUUGUACAUAGUUUUACUGUAGUUUCUUUUUCUACUUGUACAAAACAAUAUUGAUAUAUUGAAGGUAACCCAUAAAGGAGCAAAUGUACCAACUUACACAGAUAAGACUUACUCUAUCACCUUCCUUCUUUCAUAGCAGACUAGUAUAUUAGCUGGCAGGCCAGCAUUGGAACCCCAGUUCCCUGUAUUUCCCUUUUAAAUCCGAUAAUGUGACUUUAAAAGUUAAAAACAAAUUAGAAAUUGAAUAUAAAAUACUCCUUUUUACACACUUUUUUGUUUAUGGGUAUGUUUUAAUAAUGGAAGUAUUAUGUAUAUAUUCACAUGUAUCAGCUAUGAUAGUAUUAUUAGUUAUGUGCUAAUGUGCAUGUACAAUAGGUUGUUGUGUUGAGCUAGGUGUGCACAGCUGGUUCCCUCAGUUAAGUGGGUUUAUGUCCGUUGUAGAGCACUGUCCAGAAUGUUUACGUGUUGGUCAUACCUCAGAUUCUACAAAGAUUCAGACUUAGGGUGUUUAUUGGUGAUAACACACAGGUAAACUUAAAAUUGUAGCUAUACUCUGUGCCUUACAUUUAUGUCUUCACAACUUCUAGAAUCACAUAGGCGGCUGUUGAAUAUUCAUUGUUUCGGGAUUUUUUUUUUUUAUGUGCAUAAAACACGUCUUGUUUCCCAUACAGGAGGUAUAAUAUGUGAGUGCUGAUAUGUGGCAGAGUGUAUUAGUGCUGACUCUAGAGGUAUAGAACUACAUGUAGUCUGGUUCUCUGUUUGCUAAUGCUCGAUUGUGCUCUGUCAGUCUUGUUUCCUUAUGUUAGAAUUUUCGUGUUCAUCUGGACAGAUAUGAUAGCCCUGUAUACAUACACAGAUUACAAGUUGCCCAUUGUGAGAAUAUUUGACACGUAUUAUUGUAAACCAAGGAUGUACUCCACUGUAUAACUUACGGUUAUGGUAGUUCAUGGUUUUUAAUCCCGCUUUUACACUGCAAAUGGCUCUAACCUGUACUAACUGAAACUAAAGAUUUUAUACUCAAUUCAGAAAACCUUUAAUGUUUCCAUUUUCCUUUUACAGCUGUGGUCAUUUGAAUGCUGUUACUUGUAUUUUACAUUUUAUGAAGAAAAUCUUCAUCACUUCUGGUUACACAUGGAAGGAAUUGUUAUGCACAUAUACAGCUAAACAUUAUUAAAAAAAAAAAAAAAAACAUUUACGCCAGCCUUCUUGUGAAAAACAUUUACAGCUGUGUUCUCUAUCAUAGAAAUGUAGGAUUCGCAUGUAUAACAGUUAGCUAGCCACUCUGUUCAUUAAACAGUUACAACCACUGUUCAUCGAGCAGUUAUAGCCACUCUGUUCAUUAAACAGUUACAACCACUGUUCAUCGAGCAGUUAUAGCCACUGUUCAUUAAACAGUUACAACCACUGUUCAUCGAGCAGUUAUAGCCACUGUUCAUUGAACACUUAGUUCACGUCUCCAUAUACUGCUACAAAGUGUGCAGAUUUUCAACUGGCAAGGGCUUGAGGUCAGUGUGUGCACAUGUUGAAGGUUAGUUGACCAUUUUCAGGUUUGACGAUACACUCUAUUUGGACGAAUAUUACCAUAUGCAUGAUCUACUGAUUCUAAAUAGUUCUGCGUUUUGUGGGUCGGCCUGUUAGGAUAACUAAGUAACUGAGUGUCCAGAUUAGUGGCAGUGACAUGAGGCAGGUUUUGCAUUCUGAACACUAAGACUACUGCUAAGAAUAUUCAGGUGUACAUAUUUUGUGUUUGAGACUGGUCGUGAUAUUCGUGAUCACAGCUUAUUUGCAAAACAAUUAAACAACAGCCAUUCUUGCAUCAUUUUGUAAGAUUGUUUUAAUCCCUUUUUCAUCUUUGCCCGUUUGCAUCAAAAUCACUUACAAUCAAAUCUUCGUGCAGAUAUUGGUUUGCUCAAGUUAGUUUACUGCAGGAAGACUGGAUCAUCCAGUUUUAUGAAUGAAUGUAUGUUUUUGUAUACUAGUAUGUAUGGCCACUUACCGUUAUAAGUAUUCAGUUGUUCUGCACAGUCAUUCCUCUGUGUAGACACACAUAAAUUUCAUCAAAUUCAUAGUUUUACACUUGUGCUUAACUGCUAGGGGAUCACUUUGAAUACUGAUGACCAGUUAUUUUUAAUGUUGAUGUGUUUUUGUUGCUCUUUUAUUAAAGAUUGUUCACUGAGAAAUUCCAUAAUGUUUAAUAUGCUCAAUACUAUUUUAUAACGUAUCAUGAAGCUUUAACCGUCAGUGGUCAAUACAGCACAUUCUGUAGACACUGCUGUUAUUGGCAGGGAUCAGUUGAUUUUUGUUGUUCCUUUUCUCUUUAAGCCUUUUUUACGAUCUGAGAGGAAGGAAAAAGUGUGUUCAUGUGGUUAAAUGCUUGGUUAAUAUAUCCUGUAUACAAAAACUGAAUUCUACAUGUAUAAGGAACACUUACACUAUUAAACUCAUCCAUAUAAAUCAUCUCAUUUGUAUGGAUUGGUUAAGAAUCAAAUGUGCAUAUAAACAUUUUCAUUUUAUAAUUGUAGAUGCAAGUGAACAUGAUUAUUUCAAUACAUCUACAAAGAGAACAAGAAAUCCAUGCAAUAUGUAUAUUAUCAAAGAGUGCGUAUCAUAUAUUUUGUUUCUAGUUGACGUCCGAGAGAUUUGGUUGUGGAACACGUGCAUGUAGAAGUGUUUUUACUAAUUUUCAUUCCGUCAGUUAAAUUAGACAUUUGAAUAUAUAUAUGUCCUUAUCUAUGCACAGACAAGGUUUUAUUGUUAUUGUAUACCAUGGUAUCUGUUUACUUCAAUAAACGUCUAACUUUACCACUGA
Molecule: messenger RNA, 5530 nt
Organism: Liolophura sinensis
Lineage: Eukaryota; Metazoa; Mollusca; Polyplacophora; Chitonida; Chitonidae
Product: rhophilin-2-B-like
Exons: 14
Coding region: 117-1967 (616 amino acids)
Biological process (GO): negative regulation of stress fiber assembly; signal transduction
Molecular function (GO): protein binding
Source: RefSeq, a predicted model, not a curated record